AUGGUUGUGUUCCUUUUCAAACUCAUCUUCUUUGCAUUGAGCUUCGUAUCGAGCUUGGUUUUGGGCUUGAUCUUCUCUGCUACUGCUCGUGUUCUAGUAUUAUUAAUCCAUGGAUUCAGAGCACCAGGCCUAGCCAUCCAUGGCACAUUACAACAAGUCACAGAGGUCAUCAGGUCAUGUUCUGAGUACUUUGUGGGCCUUGUAUUGGAAGCAAUAAGUGCUCUAGUCUCAGCUUUCUUUGAUUAUCUAAAACAAAGUGUCACAGGGUCUGCUGGAGUUACCACUUCUGCAAUUGGAGAUCUCAUGGAGAAAAUAAAGACUUCGCUUGAAUUGCUUGACGGGUUGCUCACUGAUUUCCCAGAGGUUUCUGAGAUGAUUUUUACCAUGGUGGCUGAUUUGUGGAACAAUUGCAGGGAUGCUUUUGGAUAUGUUGCGGAGAAUGCUUGA
Prunus armeniaca (apricot) is the source of this 447-nucleotide messenger RNA. The record is from the annotation of a GenBank genome assembly. NCBI's taxonomy places the organism in Eukaryota, Viridiplantae, Streptophyta, Magnoliopsida, Rosales, Rosaceae.